GAACAAAAAGCGUAUGAAAAUGGCAAAAUCAAAGCGGGCAUCGCACUAUUGUCUGAAUUCGAUUCUCUCUACCCGGAAUGAGAAUUGCGAUCAAGACUGAACUUUUGAGACGAAUCUCGUCUUGUUUCUUCAUAUCAUCUGGUGUUCUAGGGUUUCUGUUUUGCCAUUCCUGCUCUCUUAACCCCUGCAGAAAGUUUCUUGGGAGUGAUCUGAAGAUCUGAAGAAACAUUCUCGUUUCUUCUUCCUUUCAAUCUCCGCCUCCUCCUCAAGAAAGAUUCAAUCUUGUUACUUAAUUGCAUCGAUGGGGCUUCAAGUUCUGUGGAGCUUCACGCUGGUUUGUCUUGAUAUCCAUGCAUUGCGGUUGAAAAAAGAUAUGCAAAAUCAUGUGUUGGUGAGCCUGUUCGUUGUCGGUGACUGGGUGACGGUCACCCUAUCACUUUCAGCGGCAUGUGCAUCAGCAGGAGUGGCCAUCUUGUUCGACAGGGACACAGUGAUCUGCAGGAGGAUGGAGAAGAUGUCGUGCUCCAUGUUCCAAAUAUCAAUCGCUAUGGCAUUCAUCUCCUGGUUCCUCCUUGCCGUCUCUUCCCAUGUCACCUUCUUCCUUCUUGUCGCCUUUGCUGCAUCCCAGCAAUAGAAUGCAAAUGCAAUACACUCACUCUCUGAUGAUCAUCAUAUUCUUGACUUCCCUUGUGAAUAAUAGAGUAAUUUAUAUUUUAUACUACUGGUUUUGGGUGCCCUUGUAAUUGACACUAUUAUACACUUUCUACUGAGUUUUUUUUUGUUCUAUGAAGCUUUUUGAUCCCUUGUCAUGGCUGAUCUGGGCUGGAGUAACACUUGAAUAUUAACACUAUGUUUGGUUCAAGGAAUUUGAAAGGGAAAAGAAAAUGAUAAAUAACUUUUCUUGUUUGGU
Molecule: messenger RNA, 910 nt
Organism: Cuscuta campestris
Lineage: Eukaryota; Viridiplantae; Streptophyta; Magnoliopsida; Solanales; Convolvulaceae
Source: the annotation of a GenBank genome assembly